Messenger RNA from Saccostrea cuccullata (small rock oyster), 1330 nucleotides. RefSeq names its product zinc finger protein ZFP2-like. The transcript has a single exon. Lineage: Eukaryota; Metazoa; Mollusca; Bivalvia; Ostreida; Ostreidae. Gene Ontology annotation, biological process: regulation of transcription by RNA polymerase II. The coding region runs from base 107 to 1330 and encodes 407 amino acids. The record is from RefSeq and is a predicted model, not a curated record. Gene Ontology annotation, molecular function: DNA-binding transcription factor activity; RNA polymerase II cis-regulatory region sequence-specific DNA binding.
ACCCCAAGACAUAUACCAUUUAAAUACCCUCUGCAUGCUAUUUUUCCUGGAGAACAUUAUUUGAAAAGACAUAUGAACACGCAACUUGUAUAGCAGUUUUAAAGAGAUGCAUCAGUACACCAGUGGAGAAAGCCAAAUGAAUGUAACAUUCUGCUUGAAAACCUCUACCUGUUCAGAUGAACUACCAACACAAAUGGGGACAGAUACAGGUAAAAAACUGUUUAAGUGUGAGAUUUGUGGAAGUGAGCUGAAGGAAGCAGGAAACUUAAGGAAACACAUGAGGAUACAUACAGGUGAGAAACCGUAUGUAUGUGGUCUGUGUGGAAGGGCAUUCAGCUUAUCGAGUUCCUUAAGAACACACAUGAGGACACAUACAGGUGAGACACCUUUUAAAUGCGAGGAGUGUGGGAAGGCGUUCAUGCAAUCAAAUGCUUUACGCAGACACAUGUGGACCCAUACAGGUUAUAAACCUUUUAAAUGUGAUGUGUGUGGGAGGUUAUUUAUCCAAUCCAGUGUCUUAGAGAUACACAUGAGGACACAUAGAGCUGAUGACAAAUGUGAUGUGUGUGGGAAGACCUUCAAGAAAUUAUCUCUUUUAAAGAGACACAUGUUGAGUCAUUCAGAUGAUGAACCUUAUAAAUGUGAAGUGUGUGGAAAGACAUACAAGGACAUACAGAACUUAAAUCUACAUAUAAAGACACAUACAGGAGAUGAGCAUUAUAAAUGUGAUGUGUGUGAGAAGAUCUUCUCUUUAUCUCAGCAUUUUAAGUCACACAUGAAGACCCAUGCAAGAAACUUUUUCAUUCAGUCGGAACAAUCGCAGAUGUACUUAAAGACCCAUGCAGAUGGAGAGUCUGCAGAGAGUGAUGAGAUUGGGAAUUCAGAGAGAGAAGGAGACAAUUCUUGUGAUGUGUGCGGAAAAGUACUGAGCGAUUCAAAGGGUUUACAAAGACACUUGAAAAUACAUGAAGGAGAGAAUCCAUAUUCAUGCUAUAUCUGCAGGAAAACAUUUCGUGAAAUGGCACACUUGAAAAGACACGCAAAGACGCAUACAUCUGAAAAAGCUCAUAGUUGUGAUGUGUGUGGGAAGGAGUUUAAAUAUCCAGAUGGUUUACGAAGACACAUGAGAAUACAUCGCGAAGAAAAACCUCAUUCAUGUGAUAUUUGCGGGAAAGCCUUUCGUGAAAGGGCACACUUGAAAAGACACACACAGACACAUACAUCCAAAAAAGACCAUAGCUGUGAGGAGUGUGGGAAGGACUUUAAAUAUCCAGAUAGUUUACAGAGACAUAUGAAAACACAUCAAGAAAAGAAAGAAGAAACAACCUAA